Molecule: messenger RNA, 536 nt
Organism: Centrocercus urophasianus (Greater sage-grouse)
Lineage: Eukaryota; Metazoa; Chordata; Aves; Galliformes; Phasianidae
Product: potassium voltage-gated channel subfamily H member 2-like
Exons: 3
Coding region: 123-536 (137 amino acids)
Source: RefSeq, a predicted model, not a curated record
CUCCCCCAGGAGCCUUCUCGGGGGUCUCCAACAUCUUCAGCUUCUGGGGGGAGAGCCGGGGGAGGCAAUACCAGGAACUGCCCCGCUGCACCAUCCCUGCACACGCAGCCCUUGGGAUCCCAAUGCCCUCCAUGACUCGCCGGCAGCGCUCCGAGGUGGAGAUGCGCCUCGACCUCCUCCAGAAGCAGCUCAAUAGGUUGGAGACGCGGAUGGCGGCGGACAUCAGCUCCAUCAUGCAGCUGCUGCAGCGCCAGGCUGCUCUCGUGCCCCCUGCCUACAGCACGGUGUCAUCCCCUCAUCAGCCUCCUGGUCCCCCCCCGUGCCCGCUGCAGCCCAUCCUCCCCAUCACCCCCAUCCAGCCUCUCUCUCAGGUUCCCAGCUUCCCAGUGCCCCCAGAGCUGCGCGGCGCUGGGGGUCCCCCGCCGCCCCCCGACGUGGUGCUGCUGCUGGAGCCGUCCCCACGCCGUCGCUCGCUGCCCGGCCCGCUGCCUCCCGCGCAGCCGCUGCACAGACACUGCUCCGAUCCCGGCAGUUAG